AUGCGUGUAACGACUCCAGGAUGUUGGACAUGUCGUGUUCGGCACCGAAAGUGUGACUUGGAAAAGCCCUCCUGCAAAGAAUGCACCGAGAGGCAGGUUCACUGCCACGGGUAUGGUCCCAAGCCAGCAUGGAUGGACGGCGGACCAGGAGAAAGAAAAGAGCGAGCGCAAAUCAAAGCUACAGUGAACAAGAACUUCCGACAAGUUAAGAAAAUGCAGCACCUAGCUCGUCAAAGAGAGAGGGAGUCAAGUGCGUUGGCUGAAGCACAAAGACAUGACGAAGGACUUGAUUUUGCAGCAAACCGAAGCUGUUCUUUGGAUAUCGCACCUUUGAGCUCUGAGACCGAACAGUCUGAAGCGAUACUUGACUCUGGGGCUCAAUCUGUGACCACUGUCUCCGAUCGUGCUUGCGAACCCCACCUCGAGCCAAGUCCGCAGCGCAUUGGGGGUUAUGGUGGGAUAGAUAUCCAAGAGGCUUGUCUGCUGAUGCACUAUCUCGAUCAAGUCUUCCCCUGGCAGUUUCCGUACCAUGACUCCCGGUCUCGGCUGGGAAAUCGCGGCUGGCUCUUUCUACUACUGAUUAAGUGCGGACCUCUGUAUCACGCCAUAUUGAGCCUGUCUUCCCUGCACCAGAGUGCUCUACUUGACGCAAAAGAGGAUGUUCUAAAGAAGCAAAAGGCGUUGAGCCAUCAUUCCAUGGCGCUUCGGGAGCUCUGUGACAUGAUGAGUGAAAAGGGGGAUGAACUAAGAGACGACCAUGCCCAAUUGGCCGAUUUCUUGACAUGUAGCUUCAUGUUGAUCAGCUUCGAGGUAUUUUGCGGUGCGGAGCAUGACUGGAUUCCACAUCUAGAUGCAGUCACUUCUGUCAUGAGUUCAUCAUCCCCGGAAGAUAUCUUCGACCGGGACAAACGAGGUGGAGCAAGUGAUGAUCUUGAAUUUUUGAUAGUAGGCGUGAUGUGGUAUGAUCUUCUCGCCUGUGUAUCAACAGGCAGCGUACCACGCCUUCCAUACCAAAGCUGGCUCCGAGCCCCAUAUCUCGAUACAGCCGACCUCAUGGGCUGUGAGAACUGGGUUAUGCUAGCUAUCGGAGACUUGGCACAUCUUUCAGCGUGGAAAGAUCAGCAGGAAAAGGACGGUCUGCUGAGCAUUCGUGAGCUUGCGACUAAAGGCAUGGAGAUCGAGACACGAUUAGAAAAUGGUAUAAUGGGGUUGGAUCAGGGAGAGGUGAGUUCAGUAUCCAACACAGAUAAACACCUCGGUGGCAUACAAGAGCUGUGGCUUAUCAAUUAUGUCCAGGGAGAUGCAAAUAUGGAAGGCUUGCGACAUUGGGUAUCUCAUCUCUUCGCGCUCGCAGCCCUCGCGUUGCUGCAUACUAUAGUUUCAGGGCCACUGCCAAUACUCCCAGAGAUCAAGGGUGUCGUUUCUCGGAGUAUCGUGGUGCUAGAGAAGAGGCCCAAGGGUUGUCCUCUCACUGGCUCGGUAUGGGCAUUGUGUAUAAUAGCGUGUAUGGCACAGUCAGACCGGCCAUUCUUCGAGAGUUUGAUGGGGCGUCUGGUGCGCGAGUCAGGAAGAUUUGGGAAUACCGCAACGGUGUUCAAAAUAAUCAACAAAUGCUGGGAAAUGCAAGAGACGGGUCGCGCGGACUGUCGAAUCGCCAUGUCCGAAAUGGGAGUCCAUGCUCUCUUGAUAUAA
This is a messenger RNA of Penicillium olsonii, 1692 nucleotides long. The record is from the annotation of a GenBank genome assembly. NCBI's taxonomy places the organism in Eukaryota, Fungi, Ascomycota, Eurotiomycetes, Eurotiales, Aspergillaceae.